AUGGAGAUGGAGAAGGAGAACUCGGAGCUCUACAUGGAAAACUACCAAAUGAUGUGCGAAAACGAAAGGCUGCGCAAGGAAGCUAAACGGCUCAACCAGGAGAAUCUAAAAUUGCUGUCUGAGUUAAAACAGCAGCUCAUGGAAGCAAAAGCCAGACAACAAAUGGAGUACAACAUAACAGUGAGAGACCUGAACUGGGUCUUGAGGCUACUCUACAAAAGGUUGUCGUCGAAUUUCACGACUACUAUAUGCCAUGUGUGGUGA
Messenger RNA from Striga hermonthica, 264 nucleotides. NCBI's taxonomy places the organism in Eukaryota, Viridiplantae, Streptophyta, Magnoliopsida, Lamiales, Orobanchaceae. The record is from the annotation of a GenBank genome assembly.